This is a messenger RNA of Astyanax mexicanus (Mexican tetra), 5107 nucleotides long. RefSeq names its product sodium channel, voltage-gated, type I, beta b (gene scn1bb). Gene Ontology annotation, cellular component: voltage-gated sodium channel complex. The record is from RefSeq and is a predicted model, not a curated record. Gene Ontology annotation, molecular function: sodium channel regulator activity. Gene Ontology annotation, biological process: sodium ion transport; regulation of heart rate by cardiac conduction; cardiac muscle cell action potential involved in contraction. The transcript is spliced from 6 exons. NCBI's taxonomy places the organism in Eukaryota, Metazoa, Chordata, Actinopteri, Characiformes, Acestrorhamphidae. The coding region runs from base 1482 to 2237 and encodes 251 amino acids.
AUCAGAUGUAGCCUGUCUCUCUCUCUCUCUCUCUCUCUCUCUCUCUCCUCCACUCACUCACUCACUCGGACUUUGCCUGGGCUCAGGAUGGCUGUCCAGCUGGAGAACAGAUAGACCUGCUCCUCUUCUUUCUUUUUUGUAUCAUCCUUUCUUUUUUCAUCCUUUCUUUGUGCACAGUCUGUUUGGACCAGGCUGUUCUACUGACUACUGACCCACCAGCACUCAGCAUCCCCUGGACCAUCACCAUACCUGCCCCACUGCUUUAGAACCCAGAGGACAAAAAGAGGAGGAGGAAAAAGAAGGAGGAGGAGGAGGAGGAGGAGAAGAAGGGCAGAGGGAGGACGAGACGGUCGCGAGACGUGCACCGCCACCACCUCCACCACAGUAGAAAAAUGCAUAGAAGAAAUGAUGGGUUUGCAUGUUGAGAGAGAGAGUGCUAAGCUAAGUGGGUUUUGAGGAGGUCCCAUUCUUGAUAACAAAGCUGCAUGCAGGCCUCUGGAAAUAUACUCCUAUAUACUGCUAUACUCCUAUAUAGCCACCUGUAUUAAGGUGUUUGUUUGUUUAUAAGGCAUGCUAGAUAUGGAGUAAUCAAAGUAUAGAGUGAUUAAGGCAUUCUUUUUGGUUGUAUACAUAUACAUAUGCAUAUAUUGGCUAGUUUUUGCACUCCUGCAAAUCUCAGGACCAGCACAUAUCCAGGUCAGUCUCAGGUCUUGCCUUUUUAAACUAGUUCAUCUAGCUAACUACCCCGGCUGCCGCUUGUAUUAUUGCGCCACUGCAGCUGUGUUUAAACUCAUUUAACGCAGCAAGCAAUAAUAAUAAAGAGCAGGGAGGGAAAUAAAAAGUGUGUACUUUGUGCUUGUGCACUCGUGCACUUUGCUAUGCAUGUUGAGCCAAAGAACUGAGGCACUUUGAUGGUGAGCAUGUGAGCUUGAGUAUGCAUGCGUAUGUUUAUUUAUAGUCUCCUUCUUUCAGAAGCUUCUAUAAAUGCUGCUUUAAAAGAAGCCAGCUGCUGCUAGGGGCCCUGAUACACACUGAGACACUAUUUUUGUAAGCUGAAGUUGCACAGAUAUAGAUAUUUAUUGGUAAAGAGGCCUAAAAGCUGGGAAAACUAGGAGGAAAACUAGGAGAAAAACUAGGAAAAGUGGCCUUCCGCUCUUGCAACCUUCCCCAAGAUCAAAAGUAGCUUAGCUCACGCUCACUAGGCUUUGAGAAUUGGGAUAAGGCCUUGUUUGUGGACUCUAGUGGUCUAGUGGUGGCUAUAGGGUACGAAGAAAAAGAAAACACAUUGUUUUGUCUGCUUCGGCUGAUGUAACAGCCGAGUACAGUACAGCACAGUACAGUACAUUAAGCUACAGUGUGCUGCUGACUCUAAACAAACUGCUGACCCAAAAAAAACUGCUGCUCUGCCAGCCAACAGCACCGCUCGCUCGCACCAGGCAAAACAACAAGUCCACAAAGUCAGGCAGGCAACCGGUGCAGAGAUGACGUCAGCAUCAGCAACAGCAGCCAGAGACCAGUCCCUUCCACCCCUCGCAGCAAAGAUGGCCCGGAUGGCACAUCACUUCCUGUCCGGCCUGUCCGCCAGGUGCCUCCUGUUCCUGUGUGUGCUGUGUGCUCUGUGUGUGUCUCUGGGUGACGCUGCGUGUGCCGAGGUAGACUCAGAUACAGAGGCUGUGGCCGGACAGGACUUUAAACUGGGCUGCAUCUCCUGUAAGAUGAGAGGAGAGGUGGAAGCCUCAGCUACAGCAGACUGGUUCUUCAAAGCCAGAGGAGAGACUGAGUUUGCACAUAUCUACUCUUAUGACGGUGAGCUGUCCACCAUAAUAAACGAGCGUUUUGAGGGUCGUGUGAACUGGACGGGCAGCAGAAAGACCACUGACCUGCAGGACGCGUCCAUCUAUCUCCUCAACGUUACCUUUAAUGACUCUGGGGUCUAUCAGUGCUUCUUCACUCGGACCCUCAACUACGAUUACUAUGAGUACGAGACCACAGCCAGCAAAUAUGUUCAUCUCACUGUGGUGCCCAAAGCGACGCGUGGCACGGCCUCCAUCGUUUCAGAGAUAAUGAUGUACGUGUCCAUCAUCGGGCUGCAGCUGUGGCUACUGGUGGAGAUGAUUUACUGCUACAGAAAGAUCGCUGCGGCCGGAGACGAGGCGCUCAGAGCCAGCGCGGCGGAGUAUUUAGCGAUAGCAUCGGAGAGUAAAGAUAACUGCGCAGGCGUGCAGGUGGCUGAAUAACAGAGGUUUUUCCUGCUCUGACCAUAAUGUGUGGCCAAAACCUGAUGUCCACGUCUUCCUUACACCGUCACAAAUGUCCAGAAUUUCUUGAUUUUUGUACUGCCUACUUCUUAUCCAAUACAGGACUGGCGGAGUAAAAAAACAAAGCCCCCUAAGCCCUGUCCUGUAGCACCCCUGUUGCCACAACUGACCCUAGAGUUGGCUUAGCUGGUGGGAUGAAGAGUAUUUGAAAAUGAAAUGCACAGACAUGUGCCGUGCAGAUACACUGCAGGAUGGGUGAUUAAAAGUGAAAUAAGGACUUUAAUGUAAAGACUUCCUGUUUGCAUGAGUUUAUUAACUUCCAAUUGCAGCAUGACAUCAGCAUCCCUUCUAACCAUGUAUAUGCUAUACCUCAUAUAGUAUAAACGCGCACAUAUAAAAGUAUGUUAUAUAGGCUUUGUAAUGAAAACUGACUGAAUCAUGCUUUCCCCACCUUACUGUAUGUGCUCAUGCAUAUAGGAAAAAAGAGAAAAUAUUAUUGCAAUACUCUGACUUUGCACUAGAGGUCAGCCAGGAGCAGUGGAAUCUGCGUAGUCUUGCUCACUUUUCAGGGCUAUGUAUAAAUAUAGAGAUAAAUGAAUAUAUACACUGUGGUAGUCUUGUGUGCCAAACGCCAUGCAGUGCUAUGGGUGCAUGUGCUAAGAGCCAAUGCUACAUUGAUAUGCUGGGAGAACAGUUGGCUACAGUGCUAGUUGAAGCCAGUCUGUUCCUGUCAUUCAAUGCUGGAGCUUCUUCAACACGUUAUGAAGCUUGAAUCAUGCACUCCUUCGGCCCAUAGACACCAAUAAACCCUUUUAACGAGUUUAGUUAACGAGUUUGAAACUCUGCAGCAGCUGCUUUCUGCCUGCAAACAAAGGCCCAGUCCCAUUUCUCAAUUAAAGCUCUGAAGCUUGUUUUUGGAACCCAGUUACUAGAGGAAGUGGUUGAACUCAAUACUUAUUCCAACAAGAAGCAUGACACCCUACCUUACUAUGUCCAACAAGAAUUUGGGUCAACUUACCCCUCUAUCCCAACAAACAUUGGAACACCCUACCCUUCUUUCCCAACAAGAAUUAGGGACAUCCUAACAAGAAUUGGAAAACUGUACCACUUUUACACCUAUAAUCUCUAUACCAAAAAGAAUAGGGAGACCCUAUUCAAAAAUUCCGACACUCUACCCCACUAUACCCAACAAUAAUUGGGACACAUUACCCCUCUAUCUUAACAACAAUCAGGACACCCAACCCCUCUAUCCCAACAACAACUGGAACAUCUGUCACCUCUUUCCCAAUAAAAUUUGGAACAUCAUACCCCUCUAUCCCAUCAAGACUUUGGGACAACAUACCACUUUAUCCCAACAAGAAUCAGGAUCCCCUACCCUUCUAUCCCAACAAGAAUUUGGGACAGUCUACUCCACUAUACACAACAAUAAUUGGGACACACUACCCCUCUAUCCAAACAAUAAUCAGGACACCCUAUCCCUUAAUCCCAACAACAAUUUGGAUACCAUACUUCUCUAUAUCAGCAACAAUUGGGACACUCUACCCUUCUAUCCCAAUAAGAAUCAGGACACCUUAACCCUUUAUCCUAAAAGGAAUUGGCACACUUUCCCUCUAUCCCAACAAUAAUAGGCACACCAUAGUCCUCUAUCCCAACAAGAAUUUGGGACAACCUACCCCUCUUUCCCAAUUAUCAGGAUUCCAUACUUCUCAUUUCCAAUCGGCAUACUCUACACCUCCAUCCCAACAAUAAUUGGGACACCAUAACUCUUUAUCCCAACAAUAAUCAAAACAUCCAACUCCUCUAUCCCAACAACAAUCAGAACACCCUACCCCUCUAUCCCAAAAGGAAUUGGUACACCAUAGCCCUCUAUACCAACAACAAACGGGAUACUUCUCUAUUCCAGCAACAAUUGGGACACACAACCCUCUAUCCCAAAAACAAAAGGGACACCCUACCCCUCUUUGGAAAAAAAGGAAUUGGCAAACCCUACCCCUCUAACUAGAAUCAGGACACCCUACUCCUCUGUCCCAACAAAAAAAUUCUACCUCUCUAUUCCAACAAGAACCUGGACCCCAUACCCGUCUAUCCCAACAACAAUUGUAACACCCUAGCUUUCUAUCCCAACAAGAAACGGGACACUUUGACCCUCUAUCCCAACAAGAAUCAGGACACUCUACCCCUCUAUACAAAGAAGAAUCGGUAUACCCUGCCCCUCUAUCAUAACAAGAAUCGGCAUACUCUACCCUUCUAUUUUAACAAGAAUUGGAACACUCUACCCCUCUAUCCCAACAAGAAUCGUGACACUGUACUCCUCCAUCCCAGCAACAAUCAGGACACCCUACCCCUCUAUCGAAAAAAAGGAAUUGGCACACACUACUCCUCUAAGAAUCAGAAUGUAAAAUGGGAUUGGGCCCAAACCUACCCUUUCUAUGGGGCUAUAUAUGCUUGCUUGUUCAAUCAAGUGAGCCUGUGUAAGUUGUAAGCAAGAAAUGUUGAUUAGCGAAUGUAAUAACUCACUGGGAACCAGCACUGAAUGGUUAUUCUCAGCGGGAGAUUACCUCCCGCUAAAAUGCAAUAUGAGAAAAAUAGUCUUAGGACUGUUUUAGAGCCCAACGUUCUGCACUUUAGUCUCUUCAGUGAAUGCAUGAUCAAUCAGCAACUAAGCAAUGCAAAUAUAUCUUAUAUCAUACUGUAACCUACUUGUGCUACAUCAUCAUUAUCAUAACACUCACUGCUUGUUCAUUUUUAGAGAAAAAUAAAAUAAGAAAUCAAAAUAAACAGCAAAAUAUAAACUGUGAAAGAGAUAUUGUUUAGAAAGAGAAUUUAUGUCAAUAAAAAAUUAAAACUGA